Molecule: messenger RNA, 1788 nt
Organism: Cannabis sativa
Lineage: Eukaryota; Viridiplantae; Streptophyta; Magnoliopsida; Rosales; Cannabaceae
Exons: 4
Coding region: 1-1788 (595 amino acids)
Source: RefSeq, a predicted model, not a curated record
AUGCACUCAGGGUUCACUCUUGUUAGUUUCAAGGAUGGGGUUACUAGGAACAUUAUUCUUAAAACCGGAGUAAUUCAAUUCGAUAAGAAACCUGUGAUUCUAAGGCCUUGGUCCGAGGAUAUGGAGACAGCCCGGAUGGUCAAAUCGGUCCUUGUGUGGGUGAGAUUAAAUGGCUUGGGACUCCAAUAUUGGGGGAAGAAGAACUUGAGUGCACUUGUUAGCACGAUAGGAAAGUCGAUUAUGGCUGACAAGGUUACUCUUGAGCGGUCUAUGAUCAAGUACGCUAGGGUGUUAGUGGAUGUUGAGAUUAAGGAAGAACCUCUGAGAACUAUUGCUUAUGUAAAUGAGAAGAAGCAACUAAUGGAACAACCUGUUGAAUAUGAGUGGCUGCCUACCAAGUGUACGGCUUGCGAUAUGCUUGGACACUCAAUUUCCAACUGUAACAAAGGGAAGCCGACUGUGUGGAAGAAAAAACAGCAAGGGAAUAAGAUAACUGAUGUUGAACAGGAUGCUAGAAGCAAGGGGAUUCCAACAGAGAAAGUGAAUGGUGCCAAGGAAUCUGAAAAGGUGGAACGGGGAGUCAUUUCUGAGGGUACAGGGGCCGUGAAAAAUACUGUUAUACAAACCAGAAAUGAGCAAUGGGUGACUCCUAAAAGAAAAGGUGCAAAGUCUGUCAUUAGGCCGCAACAAGAAGCAAUCACAAGCAAUGACUAUGAGGCUUUAGAGGAUGCAGAGGGCUGGAAUGUUAGGAGGCUGAAUAAUGCUGAGAAGCAGCGUGAGGUGUUUGAACAUUGUAAGAUAAAUAAGGUGGGUUUUGGGGCUCUUUUUGAGACUAAGAUCCAUCAUGAUAGAGUUAGCAAACUUAUGUCUAAUAAUCCGAAUUGGAAGAUCCAUUCCAGUCAAGAGAUUUCGUUUAGAAUUUUGUUGAUUUGGAUUGACAAGCUUGUUAAAGUGGAUAUUUUGAUGGAAGAUAGGCAACUCAUCCAUUGUAAACUCAAAAUGGUGGGUUACAAGGAGGAGUUUUUUCUCAUUGCGGUCUAUGGAAGUAAUUCAUUAAACGAGAGGAAGGAUCUUUGGAAUAAGCUUACUAGCAUUGGGCACCUAAAUGCUCCUUGGAUUAUACUUGGAGACUUCAAUGCCAUGGGUCAGGUUGAAGAGUUGAAGACUUCUGGCUCCUUUUUUACUUGGUCUAAUAACCACGAGGAGGGCAGUCGAGUGUACUCAAAGUUGGAUAGAGUUUUCACUAAUGAAAGUUGGUUAGAUCACUUCCCGAAUACAGAAGCCAACUUCAGAUGGGGGGCCCUCUUGGAUCACAGUUACUGCCUAAUCAAACACGUCAAGGUUGGUAACCGUGGGACCAAACCUUUCCGGUUUUGCAAUCAUUGGGUGUUUAAAGAGGAUUUCAGAGAUAAUGUUGUCUCUACUUGGAAGAAGCACAUGGUCACAGAUCUGCAUUCGUUACACCAGCAACUGUAUAGGGUGAAACACAUACUGAAAACCUGCUAUGUUAAGAAGAAAGAGGAUAUCACAGGUCAGUACAAUGAAGCCCGAGACAAAUUUAUCGAAGCUCAAGAAGCCUUGGCCAUCAACCCGAAAUGUCAUUCAGCUGUUUUAACUGAAAAAAUGAGUCGUGCGAACUACCAAGAUGCCCAAAAACAGUACUUUAGCUAUUUGCAUCAAAACUCUAAAGCUUGUUGGUUAAAGCUUGGUGAUGAAAACACAAGCUAUUUUCAUGCUAUCAUGAAAAAGAGGAGAGCUGAGAACAAAGUGUUGGGUUUUAUGCCCUAA